Pochonia chlamydosporia 170 is the source of this 276-nucleotide messenger RNA. RefSeq lists its product as hypothetical. The transcript is spliced from 2 exons. NCBI's taxonomy places the organism in Eukaryota, Fungi, Ascomycota, Sordariomycetes, Hypocreales, Clavicipitaceae. Bases 1 to 276 code for a protein of 91 amino acids. The record is from RefSeq and is a predicted model, not a curated record. Gene Ontology annotation, cellular component: mitochondrion; mitochondrial inner membrane; MICOS complex.
AUGCCCGAGUCCGCCCCUGCCUCAGCUCCUUCGAGCGCCAUUUCUCGCCCCGUCAGCGAGGCUCUGCUCAAUGAGAAGUGGGAUCGCUGCCUUUCCAACCUCCUCGUCAAGUCUACUCUCGGUCUCGGUUUCGGCGUCGUCUUUUCGGUUCUCUUGUUCAGGCGACGAGCUUGGCCCGCCUUCAUUGGCGCUGGUUUCGGUGCUGGACGAGCGUACGAAGAGUGCAAUUUCAACUUGAAGUUGGCGGCACGCGACCUCAAGAAGCAGCAAGCAUAG